CAAUAAUGGAUAUGCUGUGCAAAGAAUAUACUUCAUUUCCUCUGCACACAGAGAAGUUCGACUAACUUGUAAAGUUUUCGCUAGAGGUCAGUGGUGACAAAUGAAUAUUUACACUAAAUGCAUAGCAACAGGUCUCCGAAGGUUCCGUAUCUUGGGGCGAGUUUCUACGAUUGUCGCAAUCAUUUACUGACACACUGUUAAUUGGUAAAAUGGCUCUGGGUGGCAUUAACACGAUACAAAACCUAACUAGUAAUGACUGGUAAUUAGAGGCUGCUGUUAGUUUUACCUUUUCCCACUGAGAUAAAUAGGAGACGCUAAAUUCUAAGAAACAUCUGGUUUCAAAGCUAGAUUGUAAAAUUGGCACCUGUCGCUGUCUGACUAUAAAUUGCACCUGCCUCAUCAAAGUGUAAAGAGGAAAAGACAAGUUAAUGACGGCAAGCUCUUAAAAGUUGGAGCUAUAUAAAUACCAAUAAUAAUAAUAAAUAAAUAAGCAUAUUUACAGGAACACUGUACACAAACAUAUAAUCCUAAUGCUAUAGUGUUUCCCUACCUAUGUAGGUGUCCUCCCUCCUUACAGGGGUUUAAAAGAUACAUUUUACUUACCUUACAUCCUGCCGAACGCCUCCCUGGAUGAUCUCAGGAUAACGUGCAUGGUUGCAAAACACCAUGCUGUGCCAAUCAAAUGCUCUCAAUGGUUAUCUGUUGUAGCUGCAAAAGUGCCUUUAGUGCUUGUCUUCCUGACAGCUACUUGAAGCGUGUUAACCCUGCAACAAAAAUGUUGCUGUUCCUGCAAAACUGCAAUGUUUUACAAUACAGGGUUAAAAUGACAGGGACAUAAUCCCCAUACCGGUUCAUUGAGAUGAAGUGUCAUGGGGGCCUAUAGAGUCCCUUUUUAAGGACUAAAGCCUAGAUUUUAGUCAUUUUCCCAAAUAAUUGUGAAAUUUAGACAGGUUUAUGGAAAGACUAAGGUAACUCAGAAGAUCACUGGUGAAGAACAUCUGCUGAUCUACUGGUUCCUGGAAGAGUUGCUAUGGCAAUUAACUAGAAACCAUGCUUUAUUUCAAAAUGGUUAACACUAAAGUUGUGGUUGGUAUCAAUGGAGGUGGUAGUAGGUUCCAUGCAGAUGAUAAAGAGGAAGGUUGACCAUGAAAAUCUUUUGGUAAUUGUUUGCUGCACACAUCUACCACCAGAUGGUAUUAACAAUGCUUGACAGCUUUUUUUUAAUGACAAGCAUUGAAACAAACUCUUUGAUUUUAUGGAGCCAACUUAUUGUUGAUAUUGUUAUGUUAAAUUAGGUAGGGACCGAUGUUUAAUUCCUGAUCUCGCAGGAUGAAAAUCAAAACAUUCAGAUGUUGUGGAGGAGUUAUCAGCCUUUACUAAGAGUGUGACCUUUAAGUAAAUGAGUAUUGCUCAUCUUUUACAUGGGUGCAUUUCACACCAACAUCGUACAAUGUGUCGCUGACUCCACUUCUUCCAUUGUACAUAACACAGUUGUGUCUGUUACAGACCAGCAGGUGAGUCAGCCUCUUCAAUGACUGACAUAUUGAAACACCAUAAAAGCAGGAUUUUGGAGCUAGCUUAUGGCUUACGCUCUAUCUAUAUCUUGUUUUUUUUUCUAAGAGUCAGACAUGCUAGGGAGAUCUAUCGAAGUACCACUAAUUAAUCUGCACCUUUGUGGUGAUUUUCCUGGGGUGAAUUAUUAAUUCACAUGAACUUUUCCAAUAUUUUAGUUACAUUUUUAGUAUUUUCUGUCACAUUUCCUUCUGCAUCAUGUUUUGUGUAAUGAAUUUAGUUUAUCAAUUGUUAAUUUUCUUUUUGCACCAAGGUUGUUUUCUUUUCUGGCUUUUUCUUACACAGUUUACACAACAUUUUGGUGUAGGAAUAUAGGUAAAGCACUUUGACCUCAACUUGGGAAUCAAAGCCCUGAGUGCUCCUGUCACAACUGGGACUACUACUGCCUUCACUUUCCACAUCCUUUCUAGUUCUUCCUUCAGUCCUUAGUAUUUGUAUAUCUUCUCAUAUUCCUUCUUCCUGAUGUUAUGGUCACUGGGUAUUGCCACAUCCACCACCACUGCAAUCUUCUAUUCCUUGUCUACCACCACAAUGUUAGGUUGGUUGGCUAAUAUACAGAAAGAGUGUCCCAUUAAGGGACCUUUAGUGUGUCAAGGGAAGUUAGGAAGGGGGUAAACCUGAAUAUUGCCAAAAUGUACAUUAAAAGUGGCCAAUAGACAUAAUGUCCAGAGGACCCAUUAAAGUCCCUAGGAUUUGUAAGAAAUGUAUUUAAAUCUAAAACCCCUAUUUAUUGAAGAACAUAAGUAUCACAUAAAAAAAACACACAAUAUAGCAUCCCCUUAACCCCUUAAGGACACAUGACAUGUGUGACAUGUCAUGAUUCCCUUUUAUUCCAGAAGUUUGGUCCUUAAUGGGUUAAAUGGCUACACAGGUUAGUGUACUCGUCAAUGCCUCAGAAUAAGGCGCUUUAGCAGUGCCGAAACGCGUGUCAGGCUUUUUUAUUUUUUUCAGGGCAUGUUUUAGUUUGGCACUUCUUUAUUAUUGUGUGAGGGUUUAUAUAGCAAUCAAAGUGGGUGGAAACUCUCUUCUAUGAGGACUAUUUGGGGCAUUUUCUGCAUACAGUAUGGAUAGAACUUUCUCUAAUGGCAUGAAGCUUUCAUUGUUGUAGUCUACAUUCUGGCUAACCUAGCUAGCGACCAAGACAUUUGUUGGUAUAAUAGGUUAGCCUGGCUAGUUGGGGCAUUUCUUUCAUGACAGCAUCAAAGGAUAGACUGGGUGGUCUUUAUACCUUUGCAAGCCUUCAAUCAAUUUUUUUAGAUACCGACCCUGAAGUCGAAUUUUUCAUAAUUAGUUUAGUGAAGGCUUCUCUGUGUAUGCCAUUGUCUCUCCUUUAGCCUCUCAGAUUUUCUGCACAAUAUUGGUCCAGCAUUUUUGGUUACAGUAUCUUACAAGCUUAUCAGUGUUCAGCAUUAUAGGCUUUAUGUGCUAGCAGUAGGAGGGAACAUUGUUCAAGUUCUGCUUGUAACAUUAUCCCACUAGUUUAUCUUUGUUCUGUUUUAUAGGCUAACUUUAUCACUUUUUGAGACAUAGAUCUCCUGUUGGUUGGCGAGGCUUAUGCCACAUAGGCUUUCAUAUUAUAGCUACCUUCCUACUAUAGUCCAAUAGCUUCCUUUAUUCUGCUACCCCACUCACCCACUAGGUUUGCUGAGCUAAUUAUCUCCCCUUAUGAUACUUAUGUUGUUUAAUAAAUAGUGGUUGUAAUUGUAAAUAUAUUUUUCUUUUAAAUCCUAAGGACAUUAAUGUGUCCUCUGGACUUUAUGUCCAUUGGCCACUUUUAAUAUGCAUGGUUGGCUAAUACACUUGCUUGUCUGUCUGGAUCUGAAUGUUCCAUAGGACUUGCCAUUUUCAACUGUCCAUUUGUUUGUGGUAUCUCCCAUCUCCAGCCCAUAUAAUGUGCAGAUAUUUCAGUGCACAAUCCCAGUAACUCUACUAUAUCUUGUCCCUGCUAACAUCUUGUACCCAGCUACUAUCGGCUGGAUUGUCUCAGAGGCCUCUUUGCACAGUCUGUACUUUGGGUCUUGUAUGUUGUGGUAGACCCCUAUUUCUAUUGAUCUGGUGUUGAGGGCCUGUUUAUGUGCUAGUAGGAUUAGUGUCUUAGUACUGUCUUUCAGUCCUGCAUUUCCCAACCACUGGUAUUAUUUUGUAAUGUGAGACACAAACUAUCUGCUGGUGGUACACCCCAUUGAGAGGAUUGUCUUGCCAUGGAACCUCUACCUUUUCUGCAUUCUCUAUCUGUUGUCUCAUGAAUUCCCUUAGCAGUUGAUCUUUCGGAGCCAUCAAUGUACUUCUGAAUCCAGGACUGUAGCUUUGACACUCAUCAGACCACAACCUCAAUCCUUCUGGCUGGUGUACAGUCUCUGAGUGCUGGAUUUCAGGUUGAAUCCUCCAUUUAUAGUGAGAAGUGUUUGGAUCUUGACAUCCAUGGAUACCAACUUUUCUCUUGGCCAGGUUAUUAUUCCAGUUGGAUACUAGAUGACUGGUAGGGCAUAUGACUUGAUGGCUUGGAUCUUGGUCUUGAGAUGGGACUUCAGGACCUGUCUAACUCUUUGGAGUUACUUAAAUGUUGUGUCUGUCUAUCUAUCUAUCUAUCUAUCUAGCUAGCUACACCUAUAUCUAUAGCUCUCCCUCACCAAAGAAUCUGGGUCCACUUCCAUGCACUGUAAUAAAAUCCCCUGCUAUUCCAACCCUAAUCAGGAGAGAUGCAGAGUGUGUGUGAUAUCAGCAGCAAAUCAGAGUUUGUGAUUUGCAUAGUAUAUUUUCCAGCUUCCCACUUUGCAGAAAAUAAAAAGUUUUUUUGAAUUUCCAGAUGAUACUGUGUGCCAAAAUGCUCAAGGAGAAGCAAAUAUUAGUCCGGAAUUUUAAAACAAACUGCUGUACAGUUAAAUGUAAUUUUUAAAGUGCAAUUAAUUUCACACACACAAUUUCUUAUGAAAUUUAUACUUUAUUACUCAUCCUUACAGACAUUUAAUUCUCAUUUAAAGGGAUACUGUAGUGACAGGAAUACAAAGCUGUAUUCCUGGCACUACCGAUCCCUCUGCCUCCCCCCUCCCUCUCGCCCCACAUCCCCUGUAAAUAAAGGGUUAAAAAGCCUUUAUUUACUUACCGUAUCCCAGCACUGAUGUCCAUUGGCGCUGGGUCGAUCUCCGCCCAUUCCGACAUCCUGCGACAAGCGGGGUCUUAUGCGCAUGCGCGGAAAAUGCUGCACGCGAAUUCCACCUCCCUAUAGGAAAGCAAUGAAUCAAUCCUUUCCUAUGGGGGAAAAUCUGACGUUGAAGGUCCUCAUGCAGAGCGUGAGGUUGUCCAGUGUCAGUUAAAGGACCAAAAGUCUGUUUCGAUUACGAAAGCCCUGUAGUGGCAGUCUGUUAGACAGUCACUGAGGGCAGAGUUAGAGCUGCAAUGUAAACAUUGAGUUCCUCUGGAACUGCAAUGUUUUACAUUGCAGCACUAAGUGCAAUGUGGACACAGCACCCAUACUAUUUCAAUUAGCUGAAGUGGUCUGGGUGCCUACAGUGUCCCUUUAAUGUAAAGCUCAACUAAAGGUAAAUUAGACAGAAUAUAUAUUUUCUCACUACAGAUAUAGUGUGGGGUUUCUACAAUGUUAAAAUGUCUUUUAAAAUGGAUAGAACAUGGUUUAAACAUAACUUUUAUUAUAAUUUGAAGAUAUUCACUAACAGAGAUAAUGAUGUGAAAAAGCUGGCACUAGAGAAAUAAUUGAACUUGGUGGAACACACAGUGCUUGAUACGUGAAGGUGUGUGAUUAGAUUGUGCACUUAUAACCACACAAUGAUAGGGAAAACAGUACAAUCUGUUAAAUACUGUAAAUCAAACAAGAACAGAGACUGCCUGCAGACAGUCCUAUAAUUCUCAAGAGCAUUUUAUAAUUCAGUUUGCUGAUUUUUCAGUCUUAGAUUAGGACUUCUCCAUGUGGUCCAGCUCUGGACCAUAGUAAGUGCCACAUUUUACAAAUGACAGACGUCAAAGUUCCACUCCCCGUUGGCUGUUUUUAAGUGUUUUAUACUUUUAGUAAAACAUUUCUUAUCUCUUUUAGUAAAUUUCUUUAUCGCCUUGAGGAAAAGGCUCAUUGUUUUUAAUAUUUUAAUAUAUUAUAAUUAAGGUCACAUUGUAAUCAUGCUAUGGUCCUAGGAUGCCCCAUUCUGUUCUACCAGGGAUUUAAAAACCCAGACAUAUACCAGGACAUGAGGAUUUGGAAACUGACUUCGAUAUUUAUGAUUACAUAGUAUUUAAUAACGUAGAUUAGUUAUCGUACUCAUUUCUGUUUGAGCUAUUGAUCUACUGUGAGUUAUCAGUAAUGUUAAUUUUAGUGAGAUUUUUUGCUUGUCAGAUGGAGAGGAGCAGUGGAGUGCUGGGGCACAGUCUGCCCUGAAUGGCAGCAGGGAGGAUGGUGGUCUGGAGAAAACGGUAAUCUCAUGAUGAGCCAAACAAGAGCCUAGAGCAGCCCAGUGGGACAGCGUAGAGUAACGACCUACAUGAAUGGAGGGUCGGUGUUCAAAAUCACAUCCAACCCCCUCUCCUAACUCAGAGGCACUAUUGGAAGGGAGCCACACAUGGGGAGUAGGGGGAUAACCAUGAAUAGGGUAGACAAAAAUGAGUGAGAGAUGGGGAGAAAGAGAAGUAGUGGGAAGUGGGAGAGCAAUAUUCACACUCAUAUAUGACAUAAGUAAGAGAGCACAGAAAAGAGUUAAACGUGAUUUGCUCAUGACUAAAAGCUCACACCAGCUCUGCACAACUGAAUUAUCCAACACCCUGUACAAAUAUUCCUCACUGUCAAUGAGGAAGUGAAAUUUCCUCUGUAUGGUGUCCCAAGCAGUGGGAUGUGGUUUGGUCUCUGAUUUUUUUUUUUAAACCCUCUAAGAAAUAUUUUGAGGGCCCCAAUUUAUAAAUGGCAUUACUGAACUGAUUCCCAUAGGAAGCCUUCCCUAAUCUGUGUAUAAAUGGAUUUUUAGGGUUUGUACAGCUCUAUGCAUGUGUAUCGCAAACAAAAGGAAAUUACCCCCCGCCCUCCCCACCCCACCUUCCCAGGCCCAGAUAUAUUGAAAAUGUUGUUCUUAAUUAGGAUCAGUAAACUCACAGCACUGCGUUUGCAUAGUCUCUCUAUAACCACUAUAGUAAUGAAACUAGUUAUACUGCCUAGAGUUUCUUCUUUAGAUUUUAACAGCGGUAGGGUGAACCAACCAACAUCUCCCCCUAGUGGCCGCCUGCACCCUGUUCUUUGUACUCCUCUCAACGUGGGCAACAUGCUUAAAAGCAGUACAGAAUCCUUAUCCUAACACUACAAGGCUUAAAUAACGCUGUUUAUUUCCUAGCCACUCAUAUGUGUGUCACCACAAAGCUUUUUGUUUACUGCUUUUUUGUCAAAAGGACUAGAAGUUAAUCACACAUUGUGUCAAGUUUUUAUCUUCCCACUCAAAAGCUUCCAUCUUUUCAAAACCUAAGUGUGGCUUAAUCAUAAUAAUUACCUACCCAUGCAAAACCUUAAUUCCCCAAGCUUUACAACACCUUCAAUGCUGUUAAAUGUAGUAUUUUCUUUUUUUCUAGGGGGUAUAGAAUGCACGAUAGUUUGAAAAUGUGCUUUUCCUCUUUUCUCUACAGUGUACUAUGUUUAGAAAGAGAGGUUAAUUGUUAAAAUACUGCUAGGAUGUCUGAUUUCUAAAUGUAAUCUAAACAUUAAAUCCAAAGUCUUAUCUAUUCAGAGUAUAAUGAUUAAAGUGAAUUUAAUAGUUACAUGUUGACAAGCUAACUGUUUGCUGCGUAAGUGAGAAUUUUCCAAGUAUUCAGCACCCAAGCAGUCAGCACAAUGCGGGUUGGGAGUCCUAUUUAUAAACUUUUGGGUAAUUGGAUUUGUCACACUAUAAAGUUCUAGUGAUAACAUAUAUAUACAGUGAGGGAAAAAAGUAUUUGAUCCCCUGCUGAUUUUGAACUCUUGCCCAAAGAAAUGAUCAGUCAGAAUAACAAAAAUAAAAUCCAGAAAAAUGCAUGUCAAAAAAGUUAUAAAUUGAUUUGCAUGUCAAUGAGUGAAAUAAGUAUUUGACCCCUUCCACUUAGUACUUGGUGGCUAGACCCUUGUUGGCAAUCACCAAGUUCAGAUGUUUCUUGUAGUUGGUCACCAGGUUUGCACACAUCUCAGGAGGGAUUUUGUCCCACUCCUCUUUGCAGAUCCUCUCCAAGUCAUUAAGGUUUCGAGGCUGACGUUCUUCUUGAGCCACUCCUUUGUUGCAUUGGCUGGGUGUUUUGGGUCAUUGUCAUGCUGGAAUACCCAUCUAUGACCCAUUUUCAAUGCCCUGGCUGAGGGAAGGAGGUUCUCACCCAAUAUUUGACGGUACAUGGCCCCGUCCAUCGUCUCUUUGAUGUGGUGCAGUUGUCCUGUUCCCUCAGCAGAAAAACAUCCUCAAAGUAUAAUGUUUCCACCUCCAUGUUUGGCAGUGUGGAUGGUGUUCUUUUGGUCAUAGGCAGCAUUCCUCCUCCUCCAAACAUGGUGAGUUGAGUUAAUGCCAAAGAGCUCCAUUUUAGUCUCAUCUCACCACAACACUUUCACCCAGUUCUCCUCUGAAUCAUUCAGAUGUUCAUUGGCAAGCUUCAGACGGGCCUGUACAUGUGCUUUCUUAAGCAGGGGGGCCUUGUGGGCGCUGCAGGAUUUCAGUCCUUCAUGGCGUAAUGUGUUACCAAUUGUUCUCUUGGUAACUAUGGUCACAGCUGCCUUGAGAUCAUUAACAAUAUAGAAUGUGACAGCAUUUGGCCCAUCUAGUCUGCCCAACAAGAUCAUCUUGUGUUGUUCUGGGCUGAUUCCUCACUGUUCUCAUGAUCACUGAAACUCCACGAGGUGAGAUCUUGCAUGGGGUACCAGGCCAUGGGAGACUGACAUUUAUUUGUGUUUCUUCCAUUUGCAAAUAAUCACACCAACUGUUGUCUACUUCUCACCAAGCUGCUUGGUUUUGUAGCCCAUUCCAGCCUUGUGUAGGUCUACAAUCUUGUCCCAGACAUCCUUGGACAGCUCUUGAUUGAUUGCUUCUGUGGACAGGUGUCUUUUAUACAGGUAAUGAGCUGAGAUUAGGAGACCUUCCUUUAAGAGAGUGCUCCUAAUCUCAGCUUGUUACCUGCAUAAAAGAUACCUGGGAUUCAGAAAUAGGGGAUCAAAUACUUAUUUCACUCAUUGACAUAUAUAUCAAUUUAUAAUUUUUUUGACGUGUGUUUUUAUAGAUUUUUUAUUUUUUGUUAUUCUGUUUCUCACUGUUAAAAUACACCUACCAUUAAAAUUAUAGACUAAUCAUUUUUUUUGUCAGUGGGCAAAUGUUCAAAAUCAGCAGGGGAUCAAAUAUUUUCUUCCCUCACUGUAUAAAGACAAAAGGCAUAAACUAAUGUUCAACCUAUUAUUCCAUAAUGCACGGCGAGUGUGGUGUUUAGAGUCUUUGGUAGCACUCCAAAUUAAAGGAGCUGCAUAGGUAAAAAUGCAUGUCCUUGCAAUUUGCAUCACUUAACACAUGCUCACAAUGACUGCUCUAGAACUACUCAACCUAAGUUACACUACAAAUACAGCAUUCAUACGCUAGAAAUUACAAGCCAUAUUACACCAUAUUAUCUAUCACUCAUCAGCUAGCUGUACUGCAUCUGGUUGGCUGACAGGAGCUGGAGAAGAAAUGGUUACCAGUGGGUAGUGAGGUUGGCUGACAGGGGCUGGAGUGGGGGGUUAACAGUGGGUAGAGAGGUUAGCUCACAUGGGGCUGGACGCGAAGGGAUUAACAGUGUGUUGAGAGGUUGACUGACAUGGGCUGGAGAGGAAUGGGUUAACAGUGGGUAGUGAGGUUGGCUGACAGGAGCUGGAGUGGAGGGGUUAACAGUGGGUAGAGAGGUUAGCUGACAGGAGCUGGAUGGGAAGGGGUUAACAGAGAGUAGAGAGGUUGAUUGACAUGGGCUAGAGAGGAAGUGGUGAAAAGUGGGUAGUGAGGUUGGCUGUUACUUGCAUUACAGGGAGGGAGAGAGAGGAGUACAUAUAAGAUGGUUAAGAAGGGGGGGAGAGAAUCAAAGAAAGGAGGAAGAGAAGCAGAACAGAUUUAGGCUACAUCAAAGUUAUGAAAUAAAAGAAACUAAGGAAAACAGGCAUUCUGUGAAUAGCUCUAGCCUUGUCUCUCUAUUUUCUUUGACUAAAAAAAGGUACGUUUCUUUCCGAGACUGGGAAUCAGGAACAUGUUGAAAGGAGAGAGGGGGAUGGCUAAUGAGGGUGGGUUACACUACAGAAAACAGCUAAAUAUUUUAUAGCUCUGCAGGAAAACUACACAGAAUUGAAAGAAAAGUAACUAACCACAGGUAUUUGAGCUUACUAGCUUUAAUUUUAGCUUAACUUGUUCAACUGUCUGGAGUAUUUCUUUAGCAUGGGUUAGUGCUUGAAACUGGACUGGCCUUAGGUUAUCGACAAAUUUAUAAUAAUUCUAGACAGAGAUUCACAAUAAUAAACUUUGCUUAAUAAUUAUUAGACUGUGAGAUUUGUUUCUGGCCGAACUGCAGUUCAUUUUGGGUUGAUCAGAUGAUUGGUCAAAUUCCUGACCUCUGAGCGCAGAUGUACAAAAAUCAUGCACCACCUGAAGAGUGCAAUCCCGAACAUGUUCAGUUCAGAGUGGUGAUUCUGGACUCCACCCAUGGCAUAAAAAAAGAUGGGAAAAAAAAAGAUGAUUGGUGGCUAGAGGACAACAAAAAAUCAACUAAAUCUAAAUGUUGAUUUUGAGCAAUGGAGGGUAUAAAAGGAGGUGCAGUAAAUGUAUUUAUAUAUAUUUUUAUAUAAAUAUAGGUUUUAUUUUAUGCACCUCCUGCUUUUCCUUCUAUUGAUUACUUUUCCCAUUUGAUCUGUGAACCAAAUGGUGGGAAAAUGCUCCUAUCAGUGCGCUGCUAAAUAUAUACAAAAUAUUACAUUGUAUAUAUUAAAAUACAUAUUUAUUUAUUCUAUACUUUGCAUAACACUGACUGGACUAUUUUCAUGCAGUUUUUAUCUUCCAAAAUUCUGCCGAGCCAAAUACACAUUCAUCUGAAAUUUGGUUCUGCCGAAAAAUGUUAACAUUUUUGGAAAAAAUUGUUUGCUCACAGUUCAUUUGUUAAGUUACAUGUGCCAGUUCUCUCCCAGUUUCGUCUAAUGCGUCAUGAGCUGCUGUUGGUUUUAGUAAAAUGAGUUUUGCAGUUUUCGGUCUGCAAUGUAUCUGCCCACCCGUUAUGGGAAAAGGAUCUUUCAUCCAUUAAUCCUGCUCCAAACCUAGUUACUGGUAUGGGAACAAUGGGACAUUGCUUCUACCUUAUGCUCUCUAGACGUGUAUCCCAGCCAUCAACAACACCUACACCUAAUAUAGAGCUUUCUGACACACUAAGGGAAUUCACAAUUCAAUACAUUAUCAUAAACUAAAAACAGAGUUGAAAAAUUAAAAGUUUGCAAUUAUUUUUCAACUUUCUUUAUUUCAACCUAAAGUUUGCAAUAUGUUGUCGAUGUUUUAUCAUCACAUUUAAGUAAAAAAGUCUAAUGCUGAUAUGAGUGACUUCUAAAUUGCGCUCUGCCUUUGCUGGUCCACCCACUACAUUGCACUGUGAUUGAGACUAAGGUCCAGCUGCAAUUUAUAAAUAAUCAGAUGACCAAAGUAUGGAAAUUAUUUUUUAGCUACAAAAAGGCUUCAAAUAAUGAUAGAACAGCAAUAUGUUUAAACUGCAUCCAGCAUUAACUAUUAACCACUACAAUUUAGUCCAUAUCGUUAACAUGUAUUGAAGCCCAUACAUGAUUCUACUUUCCUUUAAUGAUCUCCUACUCGACCACAGUGACUACAUUUAAAAAUUAUUUUUUAUAAAGAUUAACUAGUGAUGAAGGAAAUUCAAGUGUGGACUGUUUGACUUUAAUUAAUGACUAUUUGUAGCCUGUUCUACACUGCUCAAAAAAAUAAAGGGAACACUUAAACAACACAAUGUAACUCCAAGUCAAUCACACUUUGUGAAAUCAAACUGUCCACAUACGAAACACUGAGUGACAAUCAAUUUCACAUGCUGUUGUGCAAAUGGGAUAGACAGCAGGUGGAAAUUAUAGGCAAUUAGCAAGACACCCCCAAUAAAGGAGUGGUUCUGCAGGUGGUGACCACAGACCACUUCUCAGUUCCUAUGCUUCCUGGCUGAUGUUUUGGUCACUUUUGAAUGCUGGUGGUGCUUUCACUCUAGUUUAAAUGGACUCAUCACCUUUAUAACAUCACUCCCAUACUCUUAAAUCUUAAUUUUGAAAAGUGAUUUUAAAAAUUGUCUCUGAUUGGCCAAUUACACUUUUGGCGCAAUUUUCAAAUGAACAUAGCCCUAUUUAAACAACCCCUGCCAGGUUACUACUUUUAUCCCAUUCUGAAGAAGCCAAUUAUGGUGAAACGCGUUUAUGGUUAUUAAUUCUGUAUUUUACUGUGUAUUUUAGAUCAAUAAAAGUUUUUUGGCUACUUUAUUGUACCAAUCCUCUUUUUAUUGCACUCUUUAUGCACUUUAAACAACUUUUUUUACCUAUUCCUGGCAUUUUAACCUUUCCUGGUUACUUUUACUUCCACUGGCAAUUUUAAAGUUCCAGUACUCCAAGAAAUCCUAGGUGGGGAUCAUACCACUGGCGCCUAUCCAUAGAGCAGUACCUCUGCUCUAUCUUUGUGAGUAUUAUUUUUAUUUUCUCUACUACUCUCUUAACCUAUCACAAUUGAGAGCACUAUUGCUGCUUUUUAUUCUUCUAUAUUGGAGCCUUGGAUCACCAGACAUAUCCUAUAAGCGGGGAUUAUACCGCUGUACGCUAUCCACACCAGAGCUGGCCAUAGCUCCCUCAAAUGUGAGUUUUUUACCUCUUCUUAUCUGCACAUUGAACCACAUCAAAAUUGAGAGCACUAUUGUUGCUUUCUGUCUUUCUUUUCCGAGUUCUGGACUACCAGACGGUGUUGACGGAGACCCCCUCCCUACAUAUCCCAUAAGCGGGGAUUAUACCGCUGUACGCAAUCCACACCAGAGCUGGCCAUAGCUCUCUUGAAUGUGAGUUCUUUACUUUUUGUUACCUAUCACACCCUGAACUUUCAUACUAUACCAUUAGUCGCCUCUACCUCUCUUGUAUUUACAUAUAUGGAACGGUCUACACUAGACGCAUCCACAGAGGAACUCUAUCAAGUAUCCUAGACCAUCUAUUGGCACCCUAGCAAUACUUUACUGGACUAUCUACCCUUAUUUGGCGCAGCCCUUCCAUAUCUUUUUGCACAAAUGUGCAUGUGUCUGCUCAAACAGUCAGAAACAGACUCCAUGAGGGUGGUAUGAGGGCCCGAUGUCCACAGGUGGAGGUUGUGCUUACAGCCCAACACCAUGCAGGACGCUUGGCAUUUGCCAGAGAACACCAAGAUUGGCAAAGAUUGGCAAAUUCGCCACUGGCGCCCUGUGCUCUUCACAGAUGAAAGCAGGUUCACACUGAGCACAUGCGACAGACAUCGUCUGGAGACACCGUGGAGAAUGUUCUGCUGCCUGCAACAUCCUCCAGCAUGACCGGUUUGACAGUGGGUCAGUAAUGGUGUGGGGUGGCAUUUCUUUGGGGGGCCGCACAGCCCUCCAUGUGCUCGAGGUACCGAGAUGAGAUCCUCAGACCCCCUGUGAGACCAUAUGCUGGUGCGGUUGGCCCUGGGUUCCUCCUAAUUCAAGACAAUGCUAGACCUCAUGUGGCUGGAGCAGGGGCGGACUGAGAACCCUCAGGGCCCCCGGGCAAAAUAAAUCAAGGGCCCCCUUACAGGCCCCACCCAUACUCUGCAGCAAGCGCCACCCUUGUCCCGCCUCCAUGCACCGCCUCCAGCCACACACUACACAAUCUUUAGACACAAGGAACAAAAGGGCAAUAAGCCCUUCGAGGCCCCAGUAGAGACUACAAUUGAGGGCUAAUGGGCCAUGGAGGGGGGUCUUUCUAGCGGAGGCUAUCUCAGUGUCCUUUAGAGAGUGUGUUAGAUAGAAUCCCCUCCAAGCCCCAUUAGAGACUACAAUGGAGUCUAAAAGGCUUGGAAGGGGGUCUUUCUAACAGAGGCCAUCUCAGCGUCCAUUAGAUAUCCCCUGCUGGAAACAGUCGCCUCCAGGCCCCAGUACAAACUACAAUUGAGGGCUAAUGGGCCAUGGAGGGGAUUUCUAGCAGAGGCUAGAGUCUAAUGGGGCCUGGAGGGUGGUCUCUCCAACACUCUGGUUCCUAUUCACAAUAUAGCAACACAACAUAGCUCGCUGAUACCUGAGCCAAGUUGGCUCCUCUUACCUUAAUUACUGUUGCUGGCUGGCAGUCUGUGGGCUUGCUGGCUGCGGCUGGCAGGCUGUGGGCUUGCUGGCUACUGCCGGCAGGCUGUGGGCUUGCUGACUGCGGCUGGCAGGCUGCGGCUGGCAGACUGUGGCUUGCUGGCUGUAAGCCUGUGGCUUGCUGUAGGCCUGUGGGCUGGCUACUGGCCUGUGGGCUGGCUAACUGGCUGGCUACUGGCCAGCCUGUGGGUUGGCUGGCUGGCUACUGGGGCAUUUGUAGAUUAUUUAAAGAAAUAAUCCAUGCACAAUAACCACUACUGCUCCAGAGUAAGUAGUCAAACCGUUUAAGAACAGUUUGACAACUUACCUGGGGUCUGCUGGGAUAUGAGGCUGUAGUAGGGAAUAGGAGCAGUGGUGCAAUGUGUGUGAAAGGUUCAGUGUGUGUGUGGGGGUGUAGUGUGUGUGGGGGUGUAGUGUGUGAAUGUGUAGGGUGUGUGGGCAGUGUAUGUGUGUGGCAAUGUUAGUAUGGGGGGCUGUGUAUGGGGGUCUGUGUGUAUAUGGGUGGGCAGUGUAUGUGUGUGUGUGAGGCAAUGUGUGUAAAUGUGUAUGGUGUGUAUGGGGUGUGUGUGGGGGCAGUGUGUUUAUGGGGCUAGAGUUCACUCUCACCACUGCGACCACCAGGAAUCCAUGGGGGUUACAGUGUUGAGAGUGAACUCUAGCCCGUAGCUCCAGGGCUAGAGUUGACUCUCGCAAGAGCAGUAACAUUGCCAUGGUAACCGCGGCAACGCUCUGUGCUCGCGCAAGAAGGACCCAGAGGAGCUGAAGGUGAGCUCCCAGGUCCUCUCUUCCUCCCCUGCCCGCACGGUGCCUACGGACAGGGGAGGGGGGGGCAUUCUUCCCUCUCUUUCUCCCCCCUCCCCCAACUCUCUAUUCCCCCUCUUUCUCCCCGUGUCUCAUUCUUCCCUCUCUGUCUCUUUCUCCCCCUCCCCAUCUCUCUAUUCCCCUCUUUCUCCCCGUGUCUCAUUCUUCCCUCUCUGUCUCCCCCCUCCUCAUCUCUCUAUUCCCCCUGUGUCUCAUUCUUCCCUCUCUGUCUCUUUCUCCCCCUCCCCAUCUCUCUAUUCCCCCUCUUUCUCCCCGUGUCUCAUUCUUCCCUCUCUGUCUCCCCCUGUGUCUCAUUCUUCCCUCUCUUUCUCCCCAUCUCUUUAUUGCCCCCCCUUUCUCCCCCUUUCCCAUCUCUAUGUCCCCUCUCUUUCUCCCCCCUCCCCAUCUCUCCCCUCUCUUUCUCCCCCCUCCCCAUCUCUCCCCUCUCUUUCUCCCCCCUCCCCAUCUCUCCCCCCUCUUACUAGUCAGAGGGGGCUGGCCGUUUCAUUUUAGAGCCGCCGGACCGGGUGGCAGCCUCGCCGGUCCGGCGGCAUUCCGCUCACUAACACUGAAGAAGAAGGAGGAGGAGGAGCAUGUGUCUGUCAUGCUCCUUUGCGGUUCCCACAUCCUGUGCUGGGAAUUGUGGGAACCGCAGGGAGCAUGACCGAGAGACAUGCUCCUCCUCCAGUGUUAGUGAGAGGAAUGCCGCCGGACCGGCGAGGCUGCCACCCGGUCCGGCGGCUGCAGCAUGAAACGGCCGGCCCCCCCUCACAGUGUGCCACCGGACCGGCCACCCGGUGGCACCUGCAGUCCCCAAAUGCCGCCCCCAAUCCAGCCCUGCCGCCGGGCCCCCUGAAGGCGGCCCUGGCGGCGGGCCCCCCUCCCGGCCGGGCCCUCGGACCGUGUCCGAAGUGCCCGACCGGUCAGUCCGCCCCUGGGCUGGAGUGUGUCAGCAGUUCCUGCAAGAUGAAGGCAUUGAUGCUAUGGACUGGCCAGGCCUUUCCCCAGACCUGAACCCAACUGAGCACAUCUGGGACAUCAUGUCUCGUUCCAUCCACCAACGUCACGUUGCACCACAGACAGUCCAGGAGUUGGCAGAUGCUUUAGUCCAGGUAUGGGAGGAGAUCCCUCAGGAGACCAUCCGCCACCUCAUCAGGAGCAAGCUCAGGCAUUGUAGGGAGGUCAUACAGGCAAGUGGAGGCCACACACACAACUGAACCUCAUUUUGACUUGUUUUAAAGACAUUACAUCAACGUUGGAUCAGCCUGUAGUGUGUUUUUCCACUUUAAUUUUGAGUGUGACUCCAAAUCCAGACCUCCAUGGGUUGAAAAAUUUAAUUUCCAUUUUUUUAUUUUUGUGUGAUUUUGUUGUCAGCACAUUCAACUAUGUAAAGAAAAAAGUAUUUAAGAAGAAUAUUUAAUUCAUUCAGGUCUAGGAUGUGUUAUUUUUGUGUUCCCUUUAUUUUUUUGAGCAGUGUAUAUUCAUUAUUACGUUAACACAAUUAAGGGAUUUAGGAGUUUGAGGAUAAUAGUAACUGAUCAGCAGUAAUAUAGCCGGUCACAAUAUCAGUAAUCACUGCUGUUUUCAGACACAUGAGACAUUUUGAGGUCCAUCAGGAAGGUUCCAUAUCUUCAUUCUAAGAGUUUCACUGAAAGUUCCAUAUAAGUAUUUUCUGAAAUACAAUAAGCGCAGUGACCCGCUAGUUUGCCAACUGAUAAACCUGAAAUUGUGACAUUUGAAACAAUAUGACUUUUGAUAAACUAAAUGUUUUUCUGAUACCCUUAUGUGUAAUUUUAGGUGGUGUAUAGUACUAUGGAUUCACCUAACAGGGAAUUGUGGAGAACUGAUAAGGACAAUGGCAAUUGUGUGCGAAAAUAGCCAAAAUAGAAAAAGUCUCCUAUUUUUCAAGUUUGGCAAUUUUUAAAAAAAAUGACAAUUCACUUCUGAAUUCUCUAUAAUCCCCAGCUUAAUGAUUACCUUCAUAAGUCAUUGUUAGUCCAAUGAAUAACUACACUGCUGAAAUAAAAACUUAGAAACAUAGAAACAUAGAAUGUGACGGCAGAUAAGAACCAUUCGGCCCAUCUAGUCUGCCCAAUUUACUAAAUACUUUCAUUAGUCCCUGGCCUUAUCUUAUAGUUAGGAUAGCCUCAUGCCUAUCCCAUGCAUGCUUAAACUCCUUUACUGUGUUAACCUCUACCACUUCAGCUGGAAGGCUAUUCCAUGCAUCCACUACCCUCUCAGUAAAGUAAUACUUCCUGAUAUUAUUUUUAAACCUUUGUCCCUCUAAUUUAAGACUAUGUCCUCUUGUUGUGGUAGUUUUUCUUCUUUUAAAUAUAGUCUCCUCCUUUACUGUGUUGAUUCCCUUUAUAUAUUUAAAUGUUUCUAUCAUAUCCCCCCUGUCUCGUCUUUCCUCCAAGCUAUACAUGUUAAGAUCCUUUAACCUUUCCUGGUAAGUUUUAUCCCGCAAUCCAUGAACCAGUUUAGUAGCCCUUCUCUGAACUCUCUCCAAAGUAUUAAUAUCCUUCUGGAGAUACGGUCUCCAGUUCUGCGUACAAUACUCCAAGUGAGGUCUCACCAUAUCACAAAAUAUUAAGAAAAUAUCAAAAAGUUGCUUUUUUAUUACUUUGCUGCCACCUUAAUAUAAUGUGCUUGGUGUAUGUAUUAAACAUGUCAUAGAGUACAAGCAUGGCCUAGACUAGAGGGACUCUAUUUGAGUGACAACAACUUUAGCUAGAUCAAGCAGUUUUGGUGUGUAGAUCAUGCCCCUGCAGUCUGCAGCCUCAAUUUUCUGCCAUAUAGGAGUUAAAUUACUUUGUUUAUGCAGAGGUAAUUAGAGCAGUAGAUAAAAACGUCUAAAACAAGUUAACAUAAAAGUGAAACCAUUUGUGUCAGUCACAGCCAGGUGAGGUUUGGUGAGGGCUGCAUGGACAUAAGUAAAUGUGAUUUAACUUCAAAAUGCUAGUUGAGCAGUGAGACUGCAGGGACAUGAUCUAUACACGUAACUGUUCUAAUGCCUAUAGUAUCCCUUUAAGUAUAUCAGACUGUUGUGUUUGAUGUCUACACGUCUUCCACGAGCAAUACAUUUGUUUUUAUUUUCCAAAAUCCCAUAAGUAUAUAGCUAACAAAGUAUACAGUAGGAGGAUGCAAUAUAAAUGCUCACAAUGUAAAUAAUUAGCCCAUUUAUCCUCUUUUUGAUUGAAAUCCUCCAGGAAAUGUACGCUCUACAAAACAGAUUUUGCACUGUAUUCUAGAUAGAGAUUGCCAUACCCUAAAUUCCCUUUGUAAGCACACUGUUUAAUUCUUAGGGAUACCUAUAUUGUAGGGCUGGUGAGAUAGCAAGAGUAUACAGAAUACCAGUAACCAUUAGGCAUGUGCAUGGGGAAAAUUUUUGGUUUGGUUAGGCAUUCCAAAAUUCGUGACUUUCGCAAUUCGUGACUUCGGCAAUUCGGCACUUCAACACUUCUGAACUACGGCAACUUCAGAACUUCGGCACUUCGGCACUUCGACACUUCGGAACUUCGGAAUUUCGGGACUUCGGCACUUCGAGACUUCUAUUGCAGCUGCUUAGUAGAUAACUCCCUAAUUCCCACGGUAUUAGGGAGUUAUCUACCAAAAGGCUGAAAGACCUAAAUUGGUCUUUCAGCCAAAUUUACUAAUACUAAAUAAAAAUUACUUAGUAUUAGUAAAUUUUGCCCCUACUCGCUAUACCACGAGUAGGGGCAUAUCUAGCAAACAGUGAGCAGUCUGUGGCUGCUCACUGUAAAAAAAAAAGCAGCGGGUGGGGGCCCUAAAGUAAAAUGAUGGGGGGACCUAUUGUCCUUCCCCCCGGCCCCUACCCAUGAGCGGCGGGUGGGGGCCCUAAAUUGGAAUAAGGGGGGGACCUAAUGUGGGUGGGGCCCUAAAUACUAAUAAGGGGGGGACCUAAUGUCCUCCCCCCUGGUCCCCACCCCUGAGCGAAGGGUGGGGGCCCUAAAUUGGAAUAAGGGGGAGACCUAAUGUCCUCCCCCCUGGCCCCCAACCCUGAGUGGCGGGUGGGGGCCCUAAAGUAAAAUGAUGGGGGGGACCUAUUGUUCUCCCCCCCGGCCCCCACCCCUGAGCGGUGGGUGGGGGCCCUAAAUACUGAUAAGGGGGGGACCUAAUGUCCUCCCCCUUGGCCCCCACCCCUGAGCAGUGGGAAGGGGCCCUAAAUACUAAUAAGGGGGGGGACCUAUUGUCCUCCCCGCUGGCCCCCACCCCUGAGCGGCGGGUGGGGUCCCAAAAAAAAUGUCCCCCCCAGGUGACUAGGGGUCCCUAAACCCCUAGUCACCCCCUCCCCCCCAAAAAAAAUGAUCCCCCUACCUACCCCCCUCACACUAAAAAUAAUGAGGGGGGGACCUUUAACUAAGUACCUGUAAAAAAAAAAAAAACUUACCAUUCAAUGUUUUCUUUCUUCUAAAAUCUUCUUUUUUCAUGCCCAAAAAAGGCCAAAUAAAAAACCAUAAUAACCGACGCAAUAAAAAAAAAAAAAAAAUCCAUCUUCACCCAGCGCAGACUGAGCUUUGCAGGGCGAAUGAAGACUUAUAAAGCUUUGCCCCGCCCUGCAAUUAGCUCAGAGCACUCUGAUUGGUGGGUCUAAGCCAUCCAAUCAGAGUGCUCUGACAGGUAAAUGAAGAGACUGACAGGUAAAUUCUUUGGAAUUUUCCCACGCUGUGUAAUUUGACUCAUAACUCUCUGAUUGGUUACUUAAUCCACCAAUCAGAGAGUUAUGAGUCAAAUUACACAGUGUGGGAAAAUUCCAACGAACUUUCCCACGCUGUGUAAAAUGACACAGAGCACUCUGAUUGGUGGAUUUCAAACCAACCAAUCAGAGUGCUGUGAAAGGUAAAUGUAGAGACUUACCUGUCAGUCUCUUCAUUUACCUGUCAGAGCACUCUGAUUGGAUGGCUUAAACCCACCAAUCAGAGUGCUCUGAGCCUAAUUGCAGGGCGGGGCAAGGCUUUAUAAGCCUUUCCCCGCCCUGCAGAGCUCAGUCUGCGCGGAGCCCUUGACGGGAUUAUUUUUUUUUGCGCUCGUUUUUUUUAUUUUAUUGCGUCGGUUAUUAUGUUUUUUAUUAGGGCCCCCACCCGCUGCUCAGGGGUGGGGGGUGGGGGGGGAGAACAAUAGGUCCUCCCUUAUUAGUAUUUAGGGCCUUCACCCGCCGCUCAGGGGUGGGGGCCAGGGGGAGGACAUUAGGUCCCCCCCUUAUUAUAAUUUAGGGCCCCCACCCACCGCUCAGGGGUGGGGGCCAGGGGGGAGGACAUUAGGUCCCCCUCCUAUUCUGAUUUAGGGCCCCCGACCGCCGCUCAGGGGUGGGGGCCAGGGGGGGCAUUUUUUUACAUUAGGUCCCCCCCCUUAUUAUAAUUUAGGGCCCCCACCCAACACUCAGGGGUGGGAACCGGGGGAGGCAAUAGGUCCCCCCUUUAGUUUAAAGGGAGGGAGGAGCUUUUUUUUUUUUUUACAGUGAGCAGCUCACUGUUUACAAGACAUGCCCCAACUCACGAUAUAGCGAGUGGGGGCUUAAUUUACUAAUACUCAGUAAUCUUUACUUAGUAUUAGUAAAUUUGGCUGAAAGACCAAUUUAGGUCUUUAAGCCUUUUAGUAGAUAGCUCCCUAAUAUCGUGGGAAUUAGGGAGUUAUCUACUUAUUCAUUCCUGUCAUUACACUGACAGGCUAAGUAACUUACAUUUUAUAUGAAUGUAUGUUACUUGAUUGUUGUAAGUGUUGCAAAUGCUUACAGCUGAAUCCUGGCUAUGUUUGUAUACUUUUUAUUUAAAAUCGUAUACAAUGCAACAUUCUUCUUCUUUCACUGGGUAAGUAUAUUAGUACUUAGGCAAUACUGUGCUUCAGAACUUUGGCACUUUGACACUUCGGAACUUCGGCACUUCGACACUCCGGAAAUUCGGUAAUUUCGGAACUUCGGGAUCUUGGCAAUUCGGCACUUCGGCACUUCAGCUAUUCAGACAUUCGGAAGUACCCGAAUGUCUGAAUUGCCCAAAAUUCGUCCAAAUUCAUAUUCAGACCAAAACCAAUUGCACAUGUCUAGUAACCAUCCUCAGAAUAUCCAGCACCCAGGAAUGUUUACCAUUUAGCACCAUACACACAUAAUAAGAGGAAUUUAUCAAUUAUCUGCAAUAUUUGAUUUCUGGAAUGUGCUAAUCUGCAGGAUCGUUUAGAUUUGGUUUUAGAUUGGACACUUCUUCACAAAAGUAGCUUCCAUUGCUGUGCUUAUAAUCAUGUGUCUGUCCUUUAACCAUUUAUCCGAUGACUAAUUAAGCUUCAGCUUGUGAUGACAAGAGUAAUAACCUAGCUGACCUCCCAGGAUCUGUGUAGAAUGCUAACAGAGAAUCCUGAGUGCUUGGGAUACUGUAUGAAACAUUUAUUUAUCUGAUGUUCAAAGAGCCUUUCCUCCUGAAUGAGAUAAAGAGAGCAAGGACAGGAGAAUGAGCAGAGAAUGACAAGGUGGUGUAGACCAGAUGACAUUCAUUUUUACAAAUGUCACACGAAAGCAAAGAUUUGUUGUUCGAAUAUUUCUUUUUACAUUGUGUAUUACAUUUCACAUAAGUAGCUUGGGGAAAAGGGAAUACAUUUCCAACUCACUAAACACAAGUUAAAUUACAUUUUCUGAAAACAAAAUGUGUACUUAUGACCAAUGCAUCUAAAUUAGUAUAGCUGCAUGUGCUUAUUAAAAAAGGUGAUUUAGCCACUAGAACACAGAGCUAUAAGAGUCUGAUCAUUCUCAGCCAGGCAGGGCAUUGGGGGUUUCUAAAUAAAAAUAGACCAUAUGUUAAAUAUGAGUGAAACAGUUCUGUAUAUUUCUAUAUAUAUAUAUUUUACAAUCCAGUGCACUCACUCACUGAACACAAACUACCAAGCUCACACAUUUUUUAAAACAGCUGACUUAGGCAAACAUAAUGUGCAUUUAGUUACAGUAUAUGAUCCAGCAGCAGUACUACCCCCAGGGCAACAACACUGGGACCAAGAUGCUGGGGGUGGGGGUUUAUGCACUUUGGGCCACGCAGUGGGCAUUGUAAACAGGUGUUCGUUCGAGCACCACAACUCUUCAACAGAGCAAUCAGGCCACUGUAAUAAUCCAGGCCACUGGCAGGAAGUGAGAGCCGUUCACUUUCUCCUAGCUUCAAGGAGAGUUGUGCAAGAGAGAUGAGUCGCAGUCAGGAGAGUAGUGAGAGAGUAAGAGGCAGCUCCAGAGAGACCCAGCUCUAGACCCAUACUACCAUCGGCCUCAGCUAAAAAUAUAAAAAUCAUGACAUUAUGUAUCUGUGUCAGGAUGUGUGUAUGCCAGUGUAUGUGUGUGUGUAUCUGUGUGUCAGGGUCUAUCUGUGUGUCAGGAUGUGUGUAUGCCAGUGUAUGUGUGUGUGUAUCUGUGUGUCAGGGUGUAUCUGUGUGUCAGGAUGUGUGUAUGCCAGUGUAUGUGUGUGUUUAUCUGUGUGUCAGGGUGUAUCUGUGUGUCAGGGUGUGUGCAGGUGUCAGGGUGUGUAUAUAUGUCAGUGUGUGUGUAUGUGUCAGUGUAUGUUUGUGUCAGCAUGUUUAUCUGUUUGUGACUGUGUAUGUUUCAUUGUGUGUAUCUAUGUGUGUAAGAUUGUGUAUGUGUCAAUGUGUAUCCAAAUGUGUAUAUAUCUGUAUGAUAUGUAUGUAUGUGUGUAUAUAUGUAGCAGUGUAUGAGUACGCACACACAGAUACACACACAUAUACAAGUAAUAUGUUUCCCUUUAUACAUUGGUGGUAUUUUUUUAAUUUAUUUUUGUAAUAUGCCAAAAUAAUCCAUAUAUGUGUCUGUAUUUUGCUCCUUUUCUUUCUUGUUGAUUUUACUAUUGAUUGCAUUCACAGAAUAAGACAAAAGAGUGAUAUUAUUAGUAAAAAAAAACAUGCACCCGCAAUUCUAAAGGAUUUUGAAUUCCUUAAAUAGAAAGGAAGAUCAUGAAACCGUUUACCAGUCUCAGAAACUCUGCCACUUCGACAUUGGUGGAAAAAAUUGUUGGAGAAAAAAGGCCGAAUCGAGUGCUUUGUUUUUUUUGGUUUUUUUAUACAUUGAGAGAGCCACAGUUUAAAACGAUAAUAACAAACAAGCAAAAACAAGCAAACAAACAAACAAAAAAUACAGGACUAAAUUAUCGGGAAGGGCACAAACAUGAACAAUGUAGCAUAGAUGUCACAAAUAGACACAGACAUGAAUUUGGAAUAAAAGAAGCUGUGCCACCUUUUAGACACCCCCCACCCAUUUUAUAGAACCUCUGUUGCGUGUGGACCUGUGUUGUGGCUAAGAAUCCCCUUCUCAUGGGUUCUGACUAUCAGUGACAGAUGUUUAGUAUUUUGAAGUGGUACAUAGAUCUGAAUCUGCUCUAGUCUAAAUGUUUUUUGAAGUGUCUAUAGGCUCUCCCAGAUUUAUAGUCCUGAUUAUCUCUCCAGCCAGGAUGGUGAGGAAUCAUUUCUGGCCUCUCCUGACUCAAGACCCUCAUCUAUCCAAAGUUAUUUCCCCAAAAGCUUCCUUGACAGUUAAUAUGGGUAAAAAACCCUCAAAGAUUUGUUGGUGCCUAGUCACUAAUCAGCACCAACUGUCAAGAAAAACUGGAUCUCUGUAGUGGGUACUUACCAGUGUGGUUACUGUGUGGCAUGUCGAUAUAUCCAAAAAGGGUCAAAGAUGAUCACAGACUCUAUGAACAAACUCAAAAUUCCUGUGAAGCAAUUUUUUAAGUGCAAUACUUUAGGAGUUAUAUACCUUCUAACUUGUGAGUGUGGACUUAAAUAUGUGGGGAAGGCCAUACGCCCAUUUAAAAGGAGGAUAAUAGAACAUGUCCACUCUGUAACUUCCUUCAAAGACACCCCAGUGGGUGAGGGCAUACCAUAGAGAUUCUCCAAGGGGUAUGAGGUUCUCAGGCAUAGAAAGGGUAUGUCUGGGUAGGAGGGGAGGUGACAUUGAUUUAGCCCUCAAAUAAAGAGAGUGCCUCUGGAUUUAUAAAUUGAACACUCUGGCACCCAAGGGCCUCAAUGAGAGUUUCACGUUCUCCCCUUAUAUUGGCAGCUAAAUAUGUUACUUGACUAAUGCAUGAUUUAUGGGAUAGAUUAUAUAUUUAAUAUAAAUAUUUUUUCGUGAUACAUAUAGGUUUUUUGUGUUUUCUAUAUAGUUUAUAUGUACUUUUGGUAAGGGAUGUUUUAUAGACCAAGGGUUGUUCUUUUGGUUUUGUUUUUUCUAACAAGGAAUCCCUAUUAGAUACUAUAAUCCCUUCUUCUGCUAACAUUAUGGAGUAUUCAGAAUUUAGGUAGUAUAUAUCCUAGAAUACAACUAAUAAAUGCACUAUAACCAGUUGUUAUGGUACAGUCAUGGCCCGUGUAUAUAUGUGUCAAUAUACAAUAUAAGAAUAUGGCAACUUAAUUGCUAUUCAGGGACCUUUGAUACAGAAAUCAGAUGUGACUGUCAUGCAGCUCAGGUCACUUUUUAUAAGUAUGGUCUCUAGGGUUUAAAGUAUAUAAUAUAUACCUGUGUGGCAGUUUAGUGUAAUUUAAUAUAAUAAGAAAUAUGGUCAACCCCUUUUGUUACCAGUUUAAAUUGAAGGGGAUUUUGAUUGCCACUGAUCUAAUACAAUAAAAGGUGAUGCAGAUUUUUGUUUGAAGUAUGUUUAUUUCUUCUCCAUCCCCUUAAUAUACAGUUGCAAGAAAAAGUAUGUGAACCCUUUGGAAUGCUAUGGAUUUCUGCACAAAUUGGUCAUAAAAUGUGAUCUGAUCAUCAUCUAAGUCACAACAAUAGACAAUCACAGUCUGCUUAAACUAAUAACACACAAAGAAUGAAAUGUUGCCAUGUUUUUACUGAACACACCAUGUAAACAUUCACAGUGCAGGUGGAAAAAGUAUGUGAACCCUUGGAUUUAAUAACUGGUUGAACCUCCUUUGGCAGCAAUAACUUCAACCAAACGUUUCCUGUAGUUGCAGAUCAGACGUGCACAACGGUCAGGAGUAAUUCUUGACCAUUCCUCUUUACAGAACUGUUUCAGUUCAGCAAUAUUCUUGGGAUGUCUGGUGUGAAUCGCUUUCUUGAGGUCAUGCCACAGCAUCUCAAUCGGGUUGAGGUCAGGACUUUGACUGGGCCACUUCAGAAGGCGUAUUUUCUUCUGUUUAAGCCAUUCUGUUGUUGAUUUACUUCUAUGCUUUGGGUCAUUGUCCUGUUGCAACACCCAUCUUCUGUUGAGCUUCAGCUGGUGGACAGAUGGCCUUAAGUUCUCCUGCAAAAUGUCUUGAUAAACUUGGGAAUUAAUUUUUCCUUCGAUGAUAGCAAUCCGUCCAGGCCCUGACGCAGGCAAAGCAGCCCCAAACCAUGAUGCCCCCACCACCAUACUUCACAGUUGGGAUGAGGUUUUGAUGUUGGUGUGCUGUGCCUUUUUGCCACACAUAGGGUUGUGUGUUUCUUCCAAACAACUCAACCUUGGUUUCAUCUGUCCACAGAAUAUUUUGCCAGUACUGCUGUGGAACAUCCAGGUGUUCUUGUGCAAACUGUAAACAUGCAGCAAUGUUUUGUUUGGACAGCAGUGGCUUCCUCUGUGGUAUCCUCCCAUGAAAUCCAUUCUUGUUUAGUGUUUUACGUUGUAGAUUCACUAACAAGGAUGUUAGCAUUUGCCAGUAACUUUUGUAAGUUUUUAGCUAACACUCUAGGAUUCUUCUUCACCUCAUUGGGCAGUCUGCGCUGUGCUCUUGCAGUCAUCUUUACAGGACGGCCACACCUAGGGGGAGUAGCAGCAGUGCUGAAAUUUCUCAAUUUAUAGACAAUUUGUCUUACCGUGGACUGAUGAACAGCAAGGCUUUUGGAGAUACUUUUAUAACCCUUUCCAGCUUUAUGCAUGUCAACAAUUCUUAAUCGUAGGUCUUCUGAGAGCUCUUUUGUGUGAGGUAUCAUUCACAUCAGGCAAUGCUUCUUGUGAAAAGCAAACCCAGAACUGGUGUGUGUUUUUUAUAGGGCAGGGCAGCUGUAACCAACACCUCCAAUCUCAUCUCAUUGAUUGGACUCCAGUUGAUUGACAUCUCACUCCAAUUAGCUCUUGGAGAUGUCAUUAGUCUAGUGGUUCACAUACUUUUUCCACCUGCACUGUGAAUGUUUACAUGGUGUGUUCAAUAAAAACAUGGCAACAUUUCAUUCUUUGUGAGUUAUUAGUUUAAGCAGACUGUGAUUGUCUAUUGUUGUGACUUAGAUGAUGAUGAUCAGAUCACAUUUUAUGACCAAUUUGUGCAGAAAUCCAUAUCAUUCCAAAGGGUUCACAUACUUUUUCUUACAACUGUAUAGACUGUGUGAUCGAUGCAAUUUGCUGUUUUCCCUCUCCUUGUGUAUAUUUCUCUGUUCAAGGCUCCUCCCAUUCUCCUCCUUGCACUUAGGCAAUAUUAAGAUGGGUGGGAGCACUUACAGAGGGGUGGAAUAAUAGGGGCAGGGCUGAGAAUGACGUCACAGCAUUCUCAUUACACACCCUCUAGAGACGUAAUUGGCCGUGGCUACCACGUAACCUGACGUCUCGUUCUAAUAUAAGGGGACCCGGUGAGCGGCUCUCAUUUAUGCCCUGGACAAAGGCACUUUAGUAAUGCCGAAAAGCGUGUCGGAUCACUUUAUUUUGUUUUUAUUUAGCAUAGGCACGUUUUGCUUGCACAAUGGUCAUUUAGGUUGCUAGUGUCGAUGUGGGAUUUUUGGUAGACUCUCAGUAAUCAGCAAUAUGGACGCUAUUGUAGGGAACCUGGUUGGUUGAUUGGGGGUUCUAAGGGAGAACCAUACAGCUUAUACAGUCUGGAUUUUCUUUUGCAGCAACAAGCCUUCUAUUUUUCUAAUUUUUUCUAGUCAGCGACCUUGAAGUCGAAUUUCUAUUUAGCCAGUUCAUAGAGGGCUGUUGCAUGAUUUUUUUUGUAGGUGCCAGUUAUCACCCAUUGUUUGUAACAUUUUUUGAAGCAGUGUGUACUGAUAUACUGUUACACUAAAACCGUUUGACUUAUACAGUCCACUUACAAUAGUGGUUGUUGAUCUAUAGGGCUUUCUCCUUUGCCCUCUUUCUAUAUACAACAAGUGGUUUACUGUAAGUGAUUUAUAAAUCUAUAUUUGGUGUCAUCUCUUUAAGUAGCUGUUAAUAUUGUUGCACUGUUUCAUUGAAUACAUUUUAUUUAACACAGUUUACCACAGUAGUGGCAUUGAUUUAUAGGGCUUCAUAUUGCCUUCUGUUAUAGCCACAAGAGUUUAACUGCAGGUUCUUUCACUCCCACUCCUAUCAUCCUUUACCAACAUCCCAUCCAGUCCACUAGAGAGUCUCUCCUUCCCCUCUUUGUUAUUAUAUAGAGCCUAUUUGUCUAUGGCUCUUUUUAAUGGCGUCUAUGUUAUAUGUUCUCUUUUCUAAAGAUUUAAUAAAAUUCAUCUAAUUGUAUGUAAUUUUCAAAUAUAUUAAUUCUAUAUUCUACAAGGAACCUUUUUGUGUCCAUUGGAUUGUUUUCUUUGGACAUUUAAGUAUCUUUUUUUACUGUUAAAAUUUAGGGUUACUCCCUGUUCAGGUUCACUUGCACACACCAAUAGUCCCUCUGUGGGACACUCUGCUUUUAUAGGUCUCUUGUCUUGUUCGAGUAAUUGCUCCAGAAUAACCGAUAUCCCACCUGCUUGGUGCUCUAACUGUAUAUAUUCCCAGGUGAUUGUAUAUCAUGCGUGCCUUUGCCACUUUUUCUGAAAAUGAAAUUGCAUGCUUGAUGGAGCUGAAGAGGCAUUGCCAGCCUUGAGAUUCCCAUGGCAUCACUAUUUUAUGUUAUUUAGAUAUUCCUAUCAAGUCAUCUUGCUUAGAAUGACGUUUGUGUAGAUAUGGUUGCUGUUUGGUGCCAUCUCUGAUUAUAGUAACACAAAUUCUCCUUAUAUAAUUUAUUUCUACUUCAAUUUUCUGCUUAUACAAAAUAAAAAAUGUUGGGACAGAAAAAUAUAUAAAUGCAUUUGGCAGAGGAAAUCACAAGUACAAAAAUAAUGAAUCCAUAAAUAGAGCAUCCAACAUUCCAAUGACAGCUGAUUAUUGAGAAGACUUUUGUGAGUACCAGAUCUGUGCAGCCAGGGUUUCUCUAGAAGAUAUUAAUCGGCGUAGUCUUAGCUGACGCAGAAGGUGUAGAUUUUUCCAGCUUUAGUGAGAAUUUGGUGCAUCCCAGCUUUGGUGCAAUUGCAUGGCAGAUUUUGGAAAGUCCACUAAUAAUUGAGAUACUCUCCAUACUUGGUAGUUUUAUUGCCCAAUUUCGACUUCCCAAUUUGUUCUUAAUCUUUCGCUGGGGUAUAUAAGUUUCUCAUACAAUAGAGGUGCAAAUAUAUGUAAGAAAAUAAUAAAAAUAGGAGCAGCUACACGCAUCCACUAGCGACUAUGAAUGAGUGUAAGCUCAAAGGUUAAGCAAAGCGUGAGCGCUCUUUACUCAUGAAACAUAUUGAAAAUAUAAAUAAAUCAAUAAAACAGUAUUUUAUUCCAAAAAAAUUAUAUAUAAAAAAGAAAAAAUAGUAACAAAUAUAAAAAACCAGAUCAAAGAUGACCUAAACCUGCUGAGAUGAGAAUAAAAAACAAUAUAUCCCUUAGAAAGAGCAAAUAUAAAUCUACAGAAAUGCAAAAUGCACAACUGAGUCGGAAGGGUUAACUCAGACACUAGGUAGAAAAUAACAACAAAGUGUCAGAGUAUUAUCCCCACCAAAUUCAGAAACAAAUAUAACAACUGUAACAAAUAAUACAAAACUAGGUAUAUACUGUAAAAUACCUUUCCUCGGUGUGGGCCCCCCACCGAGGUACAUACACAGAGCGUGUAGAAAAAGAUAAAUGAAUAAAAAUGAUGAAUGAUGCGAGCUGGAGGCGGUAAUGGUAUACUUCAGGAGAUGUUAAAGUCCAGCAAAGUCCAGCAAAAGGCACACAGGAUUCCUCAAAAUACUAUGAGGUAUAUCGCGGUCGGGAUCUUCAAAAAAGACCGCGAUAUAUACAGAACUCACUCACUGCCGCCGCUCGCAGUAACUUCAAUGCCAGGUAAGUUCAUCCGAUGGGGAAAAAAGACCGCCAAAGUACAGAACCGCUUCCUGCUCUCACUCCUCAAUCACAGCAGGUGUAGGUUCAUCCGAUUCACCCGUCUACGCGUUUCGUCCCUCCCACGGGACUUUUUCAAGACAGGAACUGCAAUGUGAAGUAACCCAAUAUAUAUACCCCACCAUCAAAUAAAGCAGGAUUGGAUUCACUUGCAUAUAUAUAGCAAAUCUUGUCUAGGUAUAAAUAAGAUUUAAUAUAAAAGAAAUAAAUAUAAAAUCAUUCAAAAUAAAACCUGAUAUUCAGGUCAGGCAACAAAUACAAAACACAAUAUGUGUAACAUAUAUAUCCCACCCCUCCCUCCCCCCCAAAAAAACAAAAAAGCAACAUAUUAAAGAUUAUUUAAAAAUAAAAAUUUUUAAAAUAAAAAGCAGCAAUUAUCUGUAAUAUCUCAAAAUAAUUCUAGUUCCUCAUUUAAGCCAUUAGGUGACAUAGAGUUCAGCUUGAAGAUCCACACUGAUUCAGCCUUAAUUAAUUCACGUUUUUUCUUCGUUUCAUCCUGAUGGAAGGGAAUAUGUACUAUUCCCAUUAAUUUAAGACCAACAGGAUUAUUAUCAUGAAAGAUAGUAAAGUGGCGGGCCACCGGGGAUCUACUAUCGUUACGUAAUAUAGCUGUCCUAUGUUCACGAAAUCUACAUUUCAAGGGUCUGAUAGUUUGACCCACAUAUUGCCGUCCACAGGGACAAAUUAGGAGAUAUACCACAAAAGAAGUGUUACAAGUAAUUGAUGACUGCACAGAAAAGAUCUCAGUACUAUCAAACGAACUAAACGUGGAUUGUUGAUGACAAAUAAAUCCACAAGUUAAGCAUUUAGCAUGACCACAACGCUUAUUAACUGCAGCCUCUUGGCACACUCUCUGGUGUCCUACAUUUUGACAGUGCAGUUUCGAAGGAGCUAGGAUGUUUUUCAAAUUAGGGGCCCUUCUAAAAGUAACCCUGGGAACCUUUGAAAUACAGAAAGACAACCAAGGGUCACUGGUCAAUAUUGGCCAAUAUUUGUCAAAAACUCCUAUAAUCUCAUCAAAACCUAUAUUAAAGGUAGUGGAAAAUAUGGGUGUUUUGCCUGUGCCGACCUCUUUGGUACUGAUAUUAAAUUUUGCUUUUUUCAGAGACUGGUCACAGGACCCACCCAAAAGUUCAAGGAUCUUAAAGUGUCCACUAGAGUGGUGUUCUUGUCCUCUAUAUAAAGAUGAUAUAGAGGAAUUCAUCGUAAGCAAAGUUUUAUUAAGAGCCUCUGACCGUGGUAUCAUCCCAAACUUGAGACCUUUCAAAUAAGCCUCCAUAAUAAUCCUCAGAGGAUAGGCUUUCUCUACAAAACGCUGGGAAAGCAUUAGUGCCUCUUUUUCAUAAUCACAUAUAAAUGAGCAGUUACGUCUGAUUCUAGUGAACUGCCCCAAGGGGAUAUUCUGGAUCCACGUGGGAUGAUGCCCACUUCUGGCAUGUAGAUACCCAUUAACAUACACACUUUUCUGAUAGGUCUUGGUGAUAAUUUUACCCUCAACCCCAAUUAGGGUGAGAUCCAGAAAAUCUAUAGUAGAUUUAUGUUGUUUAUGUGUAAAAGAGAGGCCCCACUGAUUAUUGUUAAUGGACAUCAUAAAGUCCUCUACUUCACCCCAAUUACCCCUCCAAAUAAUGAGGAUGUCAUCAAUGAACCUACGAUAGAGGGCGAGACGCCCCAUCCAAAACUGGUUGGCAAAGAUCGUAACUUGUUCCGAGUAGCCCAUAAAUAAAUUGGCAUAGGAUGGGGCGAAACUCGCCCCCAUCGCGGUUCCUUUGGUCUGUACAAAAAACUUGCCAUUAAACUCAAAAUAAUUAUGUUUCAGCAUAAAUUCGGUAAACCUGAUAACAAAUUCAGACUGUUGAGCUGGAAGAAGGGGAUCAGAAUUCAAAUACCAAGUAAGGGCUUUUAAACCCAAAACAUGAUCUAUAUUAGAAUAUAGGGCUUCCACAUCAAUCGUGAGCCAACAAUAGUGUUCCUUCCACUCUAACUCAUUAACAAUGGACAACACAUGUCCAGUAUCCUUCAAGAAGGACGGUAGAUGUGGAACAAAACGUUGUAGAUGGAAAUCGACCCACUUAGAAAUCGGUGCAAUUAGAGACCCUAGCCCAGAUAUAAUAGGGCGACCAGGUGGUUUUUCAAGCGAUUUAUGCACCUUAGGAAGGUAAUAAAAAAUAGGGAUCUCCCCUUGAGCUGAGAGAAAAAAAUUCCUCUCUUACUUAUCAAUGGCUCCAUGUAGAAAUGCUGAUUCUAUGAGAUCUCUCAGUUCCUUUCUGAAGCAUAUAGUAGGGUCUGACCCUAAAAUCUCAUAGUACUCUAAAUUCCCCAAAAUUCGCUCAGCUUCCUGUAAAUAAUCCACUCUGUCCAGCAGGACAAUACCCCCUCCCUUAUCUGCCCCUUUAAUAAUAAGAUUAUGAUUAUUCUUUAGGCUAUUAAUAGCUGCUCUCUCAGAUGCCUCCAAAUUAAUACACACUCGAUCUUUUUUCUUUUUAUAAUCAGCGCAAAGAACUUUCAGAUCUUUCAGGACUAGUUCAUAGAACAUUUGUAAAUAAGGACCUUUAUCUCCCUGUGGAUAAAAGGUCGAGGGUUUUUUUAAACCAGAUGGAAUAUUGGACUCGAGUAUACAGAUAAGGUCAUCCUUCUCUUCUUGCAAAUCCUGUUCUUCUAAUAAUGAGACAAGAUUAUGAAAAAUAAUUUUAUCCUGUGGGGUAUUUAAGGACUUUGGACAAUUUUCUCUGCCCUUAGCAUCCCUAAGAUUAAAAGAUCUGAUAACCGUAAGUUUUCUAAUAAAGUGGUUCAGAUCUUUAAACAAAUCAAUUAUGUUUGGUAAUCUAUCGGGGGCAUACUUAAGUCCUUUAUUCAGAAGAGAAAUUUCCCCAACAUUUAGAUUGUAUGUUGACAGGUUAAAUAAACCUUUAAUCAAAGGCACCUCAUUUUGGCGGGACUGUUUUCCCCUUCCCCUCGUUCCUCUACGAAAGCCCCCCUCCUUUUCUGGGGGCGUUUGAAUAAAGGGAAUGUUUUGUCUUUUUCCAUUUGGGGAAGUGAUUCUAAAAAAUCAUCAUCUGUAUGAUCUAUAACAUGCUUUCUAUGUGGAUAGAUCUUCUUGGGUCUCGCCCCCAAACCACCAACCAAAUCAACCCCAACCUUUGGUACCCCCUCUGCUUUAUCGGGACGAGAAUUACGUCCCAAAGGGAUAUAAUUAGGGUUGGGUGAAUAGUUGUUAUAACGUGGUGGGGGCGGCAUAGGAUUCUUUUUUAUUUUUAUCGCUGUUUUCUCCCCAUAAACCGUAGAACGAGAUCCUUUUCCAUAACGGGGAUUUCUCACAAUAUCAGCAUAUGACCCAAUCUUCUGUUUAAAUCCCCCUUUUGGAGAUAAAUGAGAGCGGGUAAGACUACCUUCCUUAUAUCCUACUGGAUGGUUAUAAGUGGAUCUGGAGCUGCGUUUACGUUGCCAGCUCCUAACUUGUCCAUUUUGAUAAUCAAGUUUAUCCCUCUGAAAUUUUUUCUUUUUACGCAUAAUGAGCUCCUUUUCGAAACUAAUUAGUUUCUGAUUGGUGGCCUCAUCUAGCUUAGAAAUAACAGACGACUGCUCUUGAACAGAGCCUAUCCGUCCUUGUAAGUCCUUAAUACUCUUUUCCGUAACACAAAGCCUGGAUUCUCUAUAUCUAAUUAAAAUAUCCAUAAGUAUAAAAGAGCAGGUAUCUAAAGCCCCCAGCCACUCCUGUUCUAGAGGUAUAUUAUCAUUAAAAAAUGGUAAGUUUUUUACCCCGGGACCUGAACCUUUCAUUGUUGAUUAUGAUUUAAUGUAGACCAAAAGGGAGCAGGGGUAUAACUUUUUUAGAAAAUAGAAGGCAUUUUUUUGUUUUUGUUUUAAUUCUUUAUUUUUGCUGUGCACAUUAUAACAAACAGACUUGCGCUGCCACGACAGUAAGAGCAAGUACUAGAAAAUGAGACAUAAGGAGACAUUGUCAUGGCAUCAUAAGCUACUGCACAUUUUUAAGAAAUAAAUAAAAAAGAUCUGUGACAGAAUGAAGCAUAUUGAGAGUAAUCCCCAUGGAGGCUCCCCUAAUAACAAGAUGACGAGAAUAGUGAGUCAAAACAAAGAGCUGGAAAGGAUGCAUCAAAGCUAACUAAAGCACAACACACGAGAGACCCCUACCACCAUGUUAAUUAGCUUGAAGUGGGGAAAUAGAGCUCUCCGUGUUCCCUGUACUCUGUGCACCCUAUGCCCUUAAUGGGCAAAGCAAAGUUCAUCAUCUUUUGGGAGCUGCCAAUUUCGGAGAGAGGUAAGGCAGGAGCAUGUCUUGGGAAGUCCCUAUGUGUGACAGCAGAGCAAUACCAGGAAAGGGCAGGAACCCAGGAAAAUAUGGUGACUCGCAGUACUGUUUCGCCGACUUGUUUGCUUUCGGAGGCCCAGUCUCUUUCCCACAGGGGGUACCUGAAGGAUCUUGAUGCUAGUUGUCGAUUUAUGCGGGAGAUCUUCUGUCCACACAGAUAACUCACAGAGCCUUUGCUUCGAGUGGUCCUUGGCUCAGGUAAGCCUUUUGUAGGGCAAUAUGCUGCCAACAAGGUUUUGAUGUGAAAAUGCUUAUCAAGCUGUUGUAGGAAGCGUUCAAUGGAGUCGCAGGAGGCCCUCUGGGCUGGAUUUGGGCCACAUGGGUCAGAGAGGGAGGCAUCCACCAUCUUAGAAAGUCAGGGCUCGACCACACAGGGACUCAUGAGGCUUGGUAGGUGCAGCUGAGAUGGCUUGAGGGUGUCCAGCGGGGACCGGGAUAUCCCCCACCUGCAAAGGGGUGUAGGGGGUUUAGAAAUGUAGCUGGUCUAUUUUUUAAACUCUGGAGAGUGGGGAGAGUGGCCUCCUCUCUCCCUUUCUGUCGUUAGUAGACUGCUACAAAGUUUUUAGGGUUCCCGGCGAUGUAGAGUGUCAGUUGAGGUAUCAAGAAGCUCGCCUGGGAACCCCUGACUUAGGCAGUCUUUGUGGCUUGGUGGCCAGGUUAGCACCCAAAAAAUUGACAAAUUGUCAGAAGCUUGUGCACUGCACUUCUAGAAAGCAUGAAGGUUAAGCUCCACCACCAGUAGAAGGCAUUUUUGGAAGAACUCAUUAUCAAUAAACUAUUCUCAAAGCCAGGAAUUAUAGUGAAUUGACAAAGAUUUGCAAAUUCUAAGCCAAAAUAGUUAGAAUGUAAUCUCAUUCCCCUUAGAAUGUAAGCUCAUUAGAACAGGGUCCUCAGGACCUUCUGCUCCCGUACAUUCAACUUGUCUUCUUGCAAAUUCUUGUUUGUUAGUCAACCAUACAACACUCUAUAAUAUUGUGGCUCUUCAUAAAUAAUAACAUAGUUGUAUUCCCUAAAAUGUCCAAGUCAGCUGCAUUCCUAGCUUGACUAAAAUUUGUGAUUCUGGAAUUUUAAAUUUAGAGAAUAACUUUACGUGGGUUCAUUUUCAGAUGUCCUGUUUUAUGACAAGGCAGGCAGAUGCUUGGAACAGCCUUCUAAAUAGUACAAAAUCACCUGUAGAUUCAAUCUGGCUAGCAAUAACUAAACAGGAUAAUGAGAUGUUAUGGAGCGACUAGUUUGAUUCUGCAGUCACACUGAGAUAGAAUAUAUUCUCAGAGUUCACAGGGAAGUCAUUCUGAGGCUAGAUUCAAUUUCUGGACCAAUGAACUUCUCUAAAAAUUAGAAGAAAAGAGGUGGAUAUAUUUAUAAAGCUAGCAGUUUAUUUACUAAACAGUUAUUUGUGAAGGUAUGAAGGCCAGUUUUGGUUAAUUAGAAAGAUAUACUCUACACUGCUGUGAGAAAGUCUUUACUUCUUGUCUGGUUUUCUCUAUAUUUGUGUUUGUGUCACAAAGUGUUUUCAUAUAACAUGUGAUAAGACAAAGAGAACUCAAUUAUUUAAAAAAUGUGUUUUUAGUGAUAAUUCCAAUUGUUUUAAGGAAUACUCCAAGCACCAUAACCACUACAGCUCACUUUUGUUGCGAUUCACACUGUUUUUGAAUGGUUUGACUUACCAGGGAUUCAAUGGGCACCACUCCUCCACUACUAAUGCCAGAGAGCCAGAUGAGCCUAAGCAGGAACUUCUGUUAGCUUUCUUGUGCUAUUCAGGGUCUCUCUAACCUCAACUAAAGUUAGUGUUAUCGAUUCAAUAUAAGAAAAAUAUUAAAUAAAAGAGACCAUAGGCAAAAUUGGGAUUAAGUACAAACCCCCUGUUAACUCAAAGAAGCAUUAAAAUAAAAGAUUAAAUGCAUUGUAAACUUGACAUUUGGCCAGUAGAAUGUGGACUUCUCCUUUCCCUCCUUGGCUAGAAUAAAUGUCUGUGCAGCAAGAUAUGCUGGGUGUAAGCAACACUUAUUCACUAAACAUUGAAUUGUUGUAAAAUGAAAUUCAAAAUUUAGAGUAGGACAGCCAGGCUAAAUGUCUUCCAAGACGGUAGUUCCAGUAUUUUUCAGUUUGGCUUUCAAGCAAUUUAAUGUUGAGUGAAUAAACCUCUGCAGAAGUCUGUAUUGAAAGCCAUAUAUUGUAUAAACUUCUAUUAGAAUGCUAGGAAGUAAAGAAUUAUAGAGAAUUGACAAAGAUUUGCAAAUUCUAAGCCAAAAUAGUUAGAAUGUAAGUUCAUUCCCCUUAGAAUGUAAACUCAUUUGAACAGAGUCCUUAGGACCUUCUGCUCCCCUAAAUUCAACUUCUUCAAAAUUCAAAGUCUUCUUGCAAAUUCUUCUUUGUUAGUCAACCAUACAACACUCUAGAAUAUGAAGCUUCUCCAAUAAAGGAUGUUCAAUGAAUAUUCAACCUCAUUGAACAUCCUUUAUUGGAGAAGCUUCAUCUCACAUUCCCGGGUGGGGGACAUACCACCUAUGCUGUUAAGGAUUAAGAAAUACCAGUUUGCUCACUCAUUGUGAGUAUAUCUCCUUUUUUAUUUUAUUUUUGUUAUUUUUAUAUUCUCCGCAUAUCACUGGAGCAUCAUCCUGGAUACACAACGUGGGUUACUGGCACAAAGACACCAUACCAGAGGGGACCAGGGCCAUCUAUAGAUCCACAGACGGGAUUAUACCGUCCAAACGCUGUGAUCUGGAGCUGAUCUAUAGCUCCAUAAAAGUGUGAGUGCAAUACUUUCCCUUAUUUUUGCCUCUACUUCUUCCAUAGAAACUACACUGUAUUUGCAUUCCUGUCCCAUUUUGUUUUUUCUUUCAUAUGGCUCCAUUGGAUUCUACACAAGGAUUUUUAUCUGUAAAGCGCUGCUUCCCUACACUCCCCGUAGUAUAUCUGUACAGAUGGGUUUGUGUCAAGAUACCAUGCCACAUAUUUGUUACUGAUUAUAUUAAGCAUUCCACACUUAAAGCUUGUCUAUGAGCAUUAGAUGGACCAUUGUACACAGUUUAAACAUGUAUUCCUGACCCAAUAGUGUUAAAAACACUAUCUAGUCCCCUUACCCUCCUAUAUAUAGUAAUUUCUUACCUUUAUUCCAGUCUGCUGCUGGCUCUGUCUCUGAUCUGCCUCCUUAGCUGACCUAAAAGUGUUGAUCUGAGCCAAUCACAAUGCUUUUCCACAAGAAAGUUUUGGCUUGGCUGAGCUUGUCAGGGAGGCAGAUCGGGGCAGAGCCAGCACAAGCCAAAUGCAGCUCUGGCCAAUCAGCAUCUCCUCAUAGAGAUACAUUGAAUCAAUGCAUCUCUAUGAGGAAAGUUCAGUGUCGCCAUGCAGUGGGUGAAGACACUGAAUGGCAGUGCUGCCCCAGGAAGCACCUCUAGCACCCAUCUGAGAAGUGGCUAGUGGAGUUAUCAAUAGGCUGUAAUGUAAACACUGCAUUUUCUCUGAAAAAACAGUGUUUACUGCAAAAAGCCUAAAGGGACUGAAUAUACUCACCAGAAAAAAUACAAUAAGAUUAUACUCAUACAGAACAAAUACAUUAGUGUCCCUUUAAAGUAUAUAACAUAAAUAUAUUUAAAUAUCUAUCGCUAGAAUGUGUUAGUUAUACAAUGCUAAUUGUCUUGACUUAGGGCAGAGCAUGUCCACUUAAUUGCUACAAAAUAAUUUUUCCAAAAAUAGAAAACAAAUGAAGAUAUAGUUUUGCCUAUUAUCAGUAUGCAGAAUUAUUUUCUUAGGUAACGUAGAUUUUCCAAAUUGGGACAAUGGGACAAAGUGCUUCUACAGUCCUUGUCGGUGAAUUUAAUAAUAAUUUCUGUGCUCCUGAUCUAUCGGAGAAAGGACAGAGGAAAGCAGUUGAUAGUUGUUUUGGUAGCUGUUAUGGUAUGAUCUCUCUAGGUCAAGGUAUUCAGGAUUUACGUAGUGGAGAGCAAAACUGGGUUUUGCUCAAUCCUUAUAGCUUGAGUGGUGUGUUCCCCACCAAGGAAUAUGAUGUCAGGAUCUUCUGAAUAAAAUAUUCUGGACAAAAUCAGGAAGGUCCAAAUAUGGCUAAAAAUAACUACAUUUAUUGACAAUAAAGAUUAAAAUCACAAAAGGAAUAAACACUAACGCGUUUCGCCAAAGAUUACAGGCUUUCUCAUAGUGUUCAUGAUUAUAUAGACUGUGUUUUCAAGGAUGUUUUUGCACCAUUGAAGGUUGGUGUUCACAGAUAUAAAUAAUAUAAAAAUGAACCUACAAUAUAUUUUAGAUUACAUGAAUUUCCACCACUUUACAAAGUUGUAAUUUUUUUAUAAUUCCUUUUCCUUUCUUCAUUGUAAUCAGUACAGGACAUUGCCUAUCCGAUCCAUCCUUGGUUGGUGGUUGGCUCUAUAGCGAUACUAAAUUCUCAGGCAAUUAAAGCAAUGACUUGACCACAAGCAGAAUCCCUUCCUUCAUGUCUCUAGAAAGACCUUGAAAAUAAUUAGCUGUCUUUGUAGUGAAAUCUAUGUAUAUUUAUUAACAUGUGCUAAUAUUUCUCAUAACAUAAUUUGGUCUGUCAGAAAUUCACUAUAGCUGUCACUCUUUCUUAUUUCAAGAUUUGAGUUUUUAGAGCUGUUAGCUAAUUAUGGAUAUACAUAUAAGAUGUCUACAACCUAGGAUUGAUCCCUUACCUAUGGUUUUGCAUUUCACGGCUCUUUACAAACCUGCCAAUUAGACGAAAGAUAUGACUUAAAGCUGAUCUGGCAUUUAAAAUAUUUAUUUUUGCUAUAUAUUAAUGAAUAAGCUAGAGUUUAAAAAAAGAACCAUCUGUAUGGUAAUUCUGUUUCUCAAACCAUUUUGUGGAACUCUGGAUAUUUCAACUGAUAUACUUGUGCUUGUCCCUGCUUGGAGAGAUAGAUAUGGAUAUAAUAUAGAUAAAUAAAUCUUGAUGGCUUAUUCUGUAACUAGUAUUUGGAGAGGAGGAGAUACAGACAAGCUUCUAACAUAAAUGAUUUCAUGGUGGGAAGAUUAAAACAAAUUACCAAUACAUAGCUGAUACAAAACCAAGACAAAACCGAGACAUUAUGUAUGCUCUAAGCCUCCAUGCAAGGUUUUGGUAUUUUUUAAGUGAAAGGUUUACCUUAAUAUGAAGAAAAAAUUUGAACUGUUUGAGAUUUUAUCACCAUUGGGACUAGAAUGCAAUGUAUGUAUUAUUUGGCCAAUGGACUUCUUGUUUCUCUUACUUUCUGGCCUAUAGGACACUAUAAACCCUAUUGGAAAUAGCUAUAAAUAAAGCAAUGACAUUGAAUGAUUAAGAUUGAUUUUUCUGAUUUCUCUUGCAGGAGGCAAACAAUUAUGGAAUUUUCCAGCAGUGUAAAACUACCAGUGUCAAACUGAAAGUGGACAUCAAAACCUGUCCAGAAGGCACAAGAAGUCGCCAUGUUUUCCGAUAAAAAUACCCAAAAACCUGUUCAGAAAAAGACAAGACCCCAUGGCUUACCCUCUCCUGCUCUGUGUUGUGCCUGUGGACUGUGCAUCAUGCUCGCUGGGAUAAACAUUACAUUGGUAGGGGCUUUUGCCUUUGGGACAUUUCUGCCGUUGGACAAUCCUCCCAUCAUCAUUGGACCUAUUCUGCUGGUUGUUGCUUUUGCAUUCUUUGGAGCGUGCUGCAUUUGUAGUCGUCGGCCACCAGCCUAUGGCACAAGGAAGUCCAAGCCAGGCUCCAAUAUUGGUUUUAUUAAACCAGGUAAUGCAGCCUUUGAGAUCGAAACAAGCGAACACACAGUGCAGGACACCACCGCAGUUCAACUUAGUCCAACCAAUUCCCCAGUCUCUUCUCGGAAAUCUUCUCCCACUCAUGAGAACUCUAAAAUGUGCAAACUUUUCACCAUGGAGGGCAAUGGGCCAGUGGCUAAAUACAAUGCAGGAGGGGAAUCUAUACAGCUUAACUUACCCAGAGACCCUGCCACUUAAACUCGUAAUGUUCUAGGACACAUUACAAAGUUUCUUAAUACUGCUGGAGCUGGAGUCAUCGUCCGUAGCCAGCAGUUCGGUUGCUGUGAUGGCUUUAAGGAAUGGAGCAGUUACAAAGCAAGUUUAGAAAUGAAUUCAUGGAGCUCACUGACGAAGCAUUAAUUGUUUGCUUAGGUGGCUAGAGCGAAGAGGUUUUUCCAGUCCAUGGCAAAUAGUUAACACAGUGAAGAUAUUCAUUUGCCUAUAAAACUUGUGGUGGUAUUUAUUUAUUUUAAUUGUUAGCUGUUUUCUAAAAAAUAUGCUGCCCAAAUAUUUUUAUUCUGUUUCAAGUCAAAGAAGAAGUGUUUGUUUUGGUUAAAAUGGUUGUGUGAUGUUAUACCAAUUCUGUCUUGUUUAUAUUUUAAACAGAUUUGUUUUGGGUGUAGUUUUGUUGCAAGUAACUUAGAGUGGAC
Pelobates cultripes (western spadefoot toad) is the source of this 39479-nucleotide messenger RNA. NCBI's taxonomy places the organism in Eukaryota, Metazoa, Chordata, Amphibia, Anura, Pelobatidae. The record is from the annotation of a GenBank genome assembly.